Messenger RNA from Girardinichthys multiradiatus, 1947 nucleotides. Its product is annotated as vesicle-associated membrane protein 2-like. Gene Ontology annotation, biological process: vesicle fusion; vesicle-mediated transport; SNARE complex assembly. The record is from RefSeq and is a predicted model, not a curated record. Lineage: Eukaryota; Metazoa; Chordata; Actinopteri; Cyprinodontiformes; Goodeidae. Gene Ontology annotation, cellular component: plasma membrane; SNARE complex. The transcript has 7 exons. Gene Ontology annotation, molecular function: SNAP receptor activity; syntaxin binding. The coding region runs from base 46 to 564 and encodes 172 amino acids.
CAGAGAUGAGAGCCAGCUCUUCUAGUUCUUGGCCAUAACCCUCUAAUGAAAAAAGGGUCCCAGAAGAGUCUUCUAAGAAUCUCCAGCAGUAAAUGGGAGAGAGGUCGCCAGUCCUUUCCAGGAACUGGGACCACUCUCUCUGUGCUCUCCUCACCCUCACCUUUCCUCACCCUCUCAGAUAAUCCUCAUCGUCCUGCCGCUGAGAUGUCGACUCCAGAUGCAGCAGGUACUCCAGGAACUCCUGGGGGCCCAGAAGGUGAAGGAGGCCCUCCGGCCGCGGCCCCAAACCUGACAAGCAACAGACGACUUCAGCAGACACAGGCGCAGGUGGACGAGGUGGUGGAUAUUAUGCGUGUGAAUGUGGACAAAGUCUUGGAGAGAGACCAGAAGCUGUCAGAACUAGAUGAUCGGGCCGAUGCCUUGCAGGCUGGAGCCUCUCAGUUCGAGAGCAGUGCUGCUAAGUUGAAGAACAAGUACUGGUGGAAAAAUUGCAAGAUGAUGAUCAUGAUGGCAGUUAUAGGUGUUAUAUUUGUCGGCGUCGUCUUCUUAUAUUUCUUCUACUGAGCUGCUCUUCAAGAACGAAGAUACAAGUCCCAGGAUGAGUCUGCACCAACGAAUGGCACCGCACCAAAUCGAGCCUUUCCUCAGACCUUCUUGUCCUCCUCUUCCUCAGCGAUGCCUUCCUCAGAAACCUCAAUGCAUGGCCUUUAAUGUGCUCCUCCUUUUCUCUCUGCAAUGCGAAGGUUUACAGACCAAAAUAAAGGGUCAAUAAAAUUAUUUUGGUUCAGUUUGACCUCACUGAAAUGAACGUUUGGCUGAGUUGGACAUCAUCAGAACAGUUUACAGGUUUUAGUGAUUGCAGAAAGGUUGGGUAAUCUCACAAAACCUCGGAUCAACUGUAAGUCCACUUGUGUAACUUGACCACAACUUCCUAAUGCUGGUCUCCUUCAGGAGCACAGUCAGGUGCCAUGACCUUCAUUUCUCAGAAGCCACAGUCACAUAACUAAUUAAUAACAUUAUAAAUAAUAACAAUAAUAGAUAAUUCACAUUGUCAAAAUUAGGUUGAUCUUUACCUGCUUUUUGAGUUUUAAAGCAGCUUUGAGGAUUUAUGUGUAACCGAUCUGCAGCAUGUCGCUGACUGAUAAACCAGUGGCGUUUGCUAAAUGCUCAAGUUUGGCAAAAAUGCAUAAGGAAACCCUUGCUUAUUAAAAUUAUGUACAAAAAAAGUGUCUUGUGUGUUGAGCCAAAGAGGACCAUAAAUGACAGAAGUGGUGAGCCCUGUAGAGAGCAUUUUUGGCUGAUUGUAUGUUAGAAUUUUACUUUUAUUAUAUUAUAAAGAACUUAAGUUGUGCAUUUGGUGUCAUGUUUGUACAUCAUGUGUGGGUUAUUGUUUGUGCAGUUACAUUAAAACUCAAUCAUACCUAAAAUGUAUCCCUUCAACCUGCCCUAAAGCGUGGUUGAAACUCCUGAUGUCGAACAUAUAGUUAAUUUGCAAACAUGUGCAAAGUGUAGCUUACCAGCAUCAUCGACUCCCGUCUCCACCCUCUCUUCGUUCAGGUGGUGCUGUACAGCGUUAGUCGGUUGGUGCUUCUACUGAUUUUAAACACCUGACUUUUGUUUGGUCCUCUUUCUGUCUGCUUUUAUCCAUCCUGUGUUUAUUUCUGUGUUGUGGGCAGACGUGUGGUUUUCUGUACUUUGAGUGUGCAACGCUUUUAUUUGUUCCCAGAACUUUUUUUCAGAAAUUUUCAUGAAUGAAAACACUUAUUUAUUCUAUGUACCAUUGAAGAAAAUAAACUAUUGUAUUCAAGCCUGAAUGGCUGACACUGGAUUCAAAUUCAAAUAAAUAAGGAUCAGCAUCUACAACGGCUCUUUGAAGAAACCUACAUAAUAUGAGCUAUAACAACAUUUAAUUUCCCUUUGGGAUUAAUAAAGUAUUUUUGAAUUGAA